Molecule: messenger RNA, 766 nt
Organism: Cylas formicarius (sweet potato weevil)
Lineage: Eukaryota; Metazoa; Arthropoda; Insecta; Coleoptera; Brentidae
Gene: Gpb5
Product: thyrostimulin beta-5 subunit
Exons: 3
Coding region: 137-631 (164 amino acids)
Biological process (GO): G protein-coupled receptor signaling pathway
Cellular component (GO): extracellular region; cytoplasm
Molecular function (GO): hormone activity
Source: RefSeq, a predicted model, not a curated record
AUCCGCUUUUGCCAUACCUACUGUGGGAGCGAAUAUCAACUUUCCAUAAUGAGAAAUCCUCGUCAUAUCCCGCAAAACAUCGUCCUCCUCCAGACGGCUAGAAAACUGCGCCAGAGCGUUCUCGGGAAACAACAGGAUGCUUCUGACAAUUUUAUGGAUUUUCGUCGCUGUACAUGUAGCUGUCAGAUGCCAGCAAAUCAUAGAUAUUGGACCCAUAUAUGAUGAUGAAGAUACCGACGAGAAUCUGACACUUAAAUGUCAUAAACGAACUUAUACCUACAAGGUGUCCCAGACCGACGAAAAUGGAAAGGAAUGUUGGGACAUACUGAGCGUAAUGGCCUGUUGGGGACGUUGUGACUCAAACGAGAUAGCAGAUUUUCGUUUUCCAUUCAAAAAAUCGAAUCAUCCAGUCUGCGUCCAUUACGGUCGAAACAAAGCCUUCGUUAUUCUGCGAAACUGCGAAGAGGGCGCUCUGCCAUCUGCAGCCAGGUACGAGUACUAUGAGGCGGCUGAUUGCAAAUGUCAACUAUGUUCAUCUUUGGACACGAGUUGCGAAGGGCUGCGGUACAGGUCGCAGCGAUCUCAGCCACUCUCUGGCGGAUUCAAAAGAAUUUUCCAGAAUGUUAUGUAAUCUACCAAAGUGAAUGUAAAACAUAUUAUUAAUUUACUGUAUAUUUAAAAACGAUUUUUUAAAAUUUGUUUACGAUUAAACUCUUCGAAAUUGUAGUACUUUGAAACACAUUUUUGAUCAGAAAUAUAUAUUACA